Macadamia integrifolia is the source of this 500-nucleotide messenger RNA. RefSeq lists its product as uncharacterized. The coding region runs from base 43 to 366 and encodes 107 amino acids. The record is from RefSeq and is a predicted model, not a curated record. Lineage: Eukaryota; Viridiplantae; Streptophyta; Magnoliopsida; Proteales; Proteaceae. The transcript has 3 exons.
UUGUCUGAAAUUUUGCAGCAUGAACAUUUUGGGUUGGGAAGGAUGCUGGCUCUUGGAUUCAAUGCAGCCAUAAGUGUGAGGGUUUCUAAAGAGUUGGGGGAAGGGCAUCCAAGAUCGGCAAAGUUCAGUAAUGGUGGUGCUUAUAAAUUCAUUCAUAAUUGGCAUUAUCCUCCCACUCAUUCUCAUCAUCACCAGAAAAGAAUUCCCAAUUGCAUUUUCUUGCAGUACAGAAUUGAGAGAGCUAGUCUGAGCUUACCCCUUGGCUCACAGCAUCCAUUGUCAUCCGCAAUGUUCAAAUUGUUCUCUCUGGGGUGGCGAUUGGAGCAGUUUGUAAAUUCCAUACACUCCUUAAAAACUCCAUAUUAGAUUAUUUGGUUUUCCAUGCCCUCAUUGGUGGGAAACUGUACUGGCGUCAUAGAAAUCCCUCUCCCAAGAGUUAUAUAUGAAAGUUAGUUCUCUCUCUCUUCUAAUUGAAAUUGUCUCAGGGAAUUUGGUGCGGA